Messenger RNA from Papilio machaon (common yellow swallowtail), 678 nucleotides. RefSeq names its product cytochrome b5. The transcript has 4 exons. Lineage: Eukaryota; Metazoa; Arthropoda; Insecta; Lepidoptera; Papilionidae. The record is from RefSeq and is a predicted model, not a curated record. Bases 96 to 470 code for a protein of 124 amino acids. Gene Ontology annotation, molecular function: heme binding. Gene Ontology annotation, cellular component: membrane; intracellular membrane-bounded organelle.
CGCCGCCGCAAGCCGCACGCCGCACGCCGAACGCCGCCGCAAGCCGCACGCUGCACGACGGCUGCUCUAAGGCCACAUAACAGCAGGAUUGCAGUAUGGGCGAAGUGAAACGGUUCUCCCGCGCGGAGGUCGCGCAGCACAAGGGGCGAGCCGGCGGCCGCCUCUGGCUCGUCUACAAGGACUCCGUUUACGACCUCACCGACUACCUCGCCGAGCACCCUGCGGGGGACGCCAUCAUCCUCGAAGAAGGGGGCGGGGACGUCAGCAAGGCCUUCGACGAGGUCGGCCACAGCGGCGACGCGCGGGACAUCAUGGCCAAGUAUAAGAUUGGGGAAGUCAACGAGGAUGAAAAAUAUUACGACGAAAAAGGUAAAAAGAAAAAGCGCGUGGUGGAGGUGCAGCCAGAGGACGGCGGCGGCGGCGGGUCCCGUAGCCUGCUCGGCAUAUGCUGCUGCGGCUUGCUGCGGUAGCGCCCACGUCCGCGCCACGCGUGGGCAUAACCCGACAUCGAGCACGGAAUCUAUUGUAGUCAUUUUAUAAGUCAAAUAGUUUUCUUGUGCAGAAGUAAACCGCGCUAGUAUAAUAUAAAAAAUUUAAAUAUAAGAAGUUAAGCUUGCCGCGAGUCACACCGGUAUCGUGUGAAACUGUUACAAAUAAUUUUUUAUGUAAUAUAUGUAA